AGGUGGGGAGCGAUGCUUGUCUGUGAGCAGCAGCUCGGGCUGGCAGAGCGGCCUGGAGGCGGGCCAGGGCGCCAUGGAGGCGGGGGGCUCCCCAGGUUUGGAACAAAGACCUCACAGGCAGGUCCCCUGAGCCUGGGCCAGCAGGAUGGUGGUGGAGCCCGAGAGAGAGCUCCUCUGACGCAGGGAGGAGACGGGAGGAGUGAUGCUGUCCCCGGAUUGUGUCCCCGACAGGCUGCAGGCAGCAUGGCUGGUACUGAGACGAGCCGGCGGUGACUCAGGCGCCCACGGUGGCGGCUCCGCAUCCUGAAGAUGAAGUGGCCCAGGUGGAGUGCUGGCUAGGCCCGAUGGCCAGCUCCAGGACGGAGGUGUGCUGGGCCGAGCCGGGCCUGGGGAAGGGGCCCCGGCGGCGACGCUGGGCCUGGGCCGAAGAGAAAAAGGAUGCCGAUGGGAUACGGGGAAAAGAGGGGCCCUUUCCCAGUGCCACCAGCCCUGAGCUCCUGGAGGACUUCCGGCUGGGGCAGCCGCACCUGCAGCCACCAGGGUGGGGCCCGGCCCCGCAGCCAGCUGAGCGUCCGGCUUCCGAGUGCGGAGAGUCCGCGGGAGAGGAGUUUGAGGUAGAGGAUGUGGACAGCCCAGAAAGUUCCAACUUGCCUCUCAACUGGCUUCCCGAACAGGAUCCUCAAUCUGCCAUGACUGAAGAGGAGCCGGAUGAGGCCCUCGGAGGUCCUGAGGUGGAGGAAGCUGAGGAGGGCUCCCCAAGAUUGGAGUAUGAGACUGGUCUCAGCUCAGGGGGCGAUGGAAACACCAGCCCCAUGGCUGUGGGGUGGGGUCAGGACACAGGCUGGGUGGCCCCUGGCACACAAGUCAGUGGAGACAAACUUCCAGAACAUUCUGAGGUCCACCCAACUGUUGACUUCAGCUCUGCAAGGUCCUGGAGCAGUGGGACUGUGAGCCUUGACCACCCCAAUGACAGCCUUGAUUCUACCUGGGAAGGAGAAACCGAUGUCCCCCAGCCCACUGCCCUGGAAGAAACUUUACCACAGAGCUCCAGCCACCACCUCCUAAACCCAAACCCCAGAACUGGGGGAGGCGUUGCUGUGGCAACCCCCACAGAAUUCCAGGACUCCUCGGUACCCCAGAGCCAGAGCCUCCAGUGUCCAGCAGAUAAGUGGAAAGAAACUACCGGCCUCUCCUGCCCUCAGUUGAGGGACAAAGCCUGGAAACGGACGCGGACAUCACCUAAGCCACUCCCUUCUCGAUUCACUGGCUCCAUCAGCCCUCCGAAUCUGCCUAGGCCAGCUCGGCAAGACAGGGUGCCAACCAGGCAGGGAGCCACUCUGGCUGGCCACUCAUCAUCUGAUGCCUCCAAGUAUGGGCGGGGGCAGUUGAACUACCCACUCCCCGAUUUCUCCAAGGUGAGACCCCGGGUGAGGUUCCCUAAAGAUGAGAGCUACCACCCCCCCAAGGCCAGGAGCCACAGCAGGCAGUCUCAGGGCCCUGCCAGGCCGCUGAUCUUCAAAUCACCUGCUGAGAUUGUGCGAGAGGUACUGUUGAGCAGCGGCGAAGCCUGCCCAGAAAAGGACCCACCUUCUCCCCACCCCAUCACCAGGGUACCCCAAGAAUUUCAGACUCCUGAACAAGCCACCAAACUGGUCCACCAGCUCCAGGAGGACUACCACAAGCUACUCACCAAGUACGCAGAGGCGGAAAACACCAUCGACCAGCUGCGCCUUGGGGCCAAGGUGAACCUGUACUCGGACCCGCCCCAGCCCAGCCACAGCAUCCACACAGGGACGGUGCCCCAGGGGACCAAGGUCUUGUCCUUCACCAUCCCACAGCCCCAGUCUGUGGAGCGGUGGUCGGGCCCUGCUGAAGCCCCACAGGCCUCUGGGGCCUCCGGGUGGCCACCAGCUCAAAGAGACCUGAGCCCCUCCUCGUCUGCCCCAGAGUGGCUUCCGGAGAACCCGGGCAUCGCCCAGGACCAACUGUCAGCAGAGCGGACCCAGGAGUUGGCUUCUCAGGCCAGCCUGUUCCUGGCCAAGGUGGAAUCCUUCGCAGGGCUGAUGCAGGCAGGACGGCUGACGCCCCAGGACCAACUCAAGGGCUUCCAGCGGCUAAAGGCCGCCCACGCGGCCCUGGAGGAGGAGUACCUGAAGGCCUGCAGGGAGCAACAGCUGGCCCAGCAGCUGGCCGGCCCCCAGGGGACACCCAGCAAAUUUGAUCCUGGCAGGGUGCUGGAGGAGGAGAUAUUCCAGCUGGGUAUUCGCCUGGAAGAGCUGAAGGACCACAUGGACCACACCCAGCCUGAACCUGAGCGAGCCGGGUCAGACUCCACCCCAGACAGCCCCCCAGCCACGCCUUCUCCACGCCAGCCAGUGCACCUGCCUUCUCCUUCAGGACAAGCCCCCACACCCGCCACCCAGACCCUCUGCCCUCAGCCUCACGCCACCAGCAUCGGCCCCUGCCCAUCGCAUGUGAACGUGGAGCUGAGCACCGCCAGCAGUGAGACGGAGGAUGGGCCGCUGGGCCUCCCGGCCCCACCCAGGAAUAAGGAGCUGCCGGCGGAGCAGGAUUUCCACGGCCUCCUGGAGCGGUACCUCAGCGUGAAGACCGUCCCAGAAGCCAGGAAGCCGGAGGAGGGCGAGGACGAGGAUGAGGACGAGGACGGGCGAGGCCAUUCGGUAGAAGUUGACGGGCCAGCUCCACCUCCAAGAAAAUCAGAGGCCACCGGGAUGCCCAUAAGGCAGCUCCCAGCACCGGCUGAAAGAAGUCACAGGACCCCCCUCAAGGAGACUGUGGAGCAGAUGGUGUCUGUAAAGCCAGCAGGCUUCCAUGCAUCCGUGGCCAGAGAUGGCUACCUCCAGGACCUGGACAAAGUUGAGGCAGCUCCUCCUCCGGGCCCCAGCAGGCCACCUCACCCUCGGGGCACCAAGCCUUUGGCAUCCCACCAGAGCAGUCUGACCAGCUUAGAGGGAAGCGGCCUCUCUGAGCACCUUCCACAGAAGUCUCUGCACCAAGCUGGUGGGCCCCACCUAGAGGAGCCCUGGAUGGCAUCCCCCGAGACAGACAGUGGUUUCGUGGGCUCAGAAACCAGUAGAGUGUCGCCCCUCACCCAAACGCCAGAGCACCGGUUCUCCCACAUCAGCACUGCAGGAACAUUGGCCCAGCCCUUCACUGCAUCUGAGCCCCGGGACGCAGUUUCCCAUCCCCAGACCAGGGGUCCUCCAGUCCCCAGAAGAUCCCUGGAGCCCAGCACACCCAGGAGCCGAGCCCAGAGGCGACCCUCCGGCCGGGACAGUCCUCUGCAGCAGAGGGCACCCAGUUUCCGCCAGGAGCGGGCACUGGUGGCCGAGAUGGCGGUGCCCGGCUCAGAGUCGGAGGGGCGACAGCCGAUUUCUGAGCAGCUCGCCCGCAGCACGACAAUCCGCCCACCCCCGACCUCGGCUUCUGCAGCUGCCACUCUGUCCCAUGGACCGGCAGAGAGCACCCGCACCCUCCUCCUCACCAGGACAGGGCGAGACCAGGCCAUCCGAGAGCUACAAGAGGAGGUGUCUCUGCUCCGCCUGCGGCUGGAGGACAGCCUGCAUCAGCCACCCCAGGGCAGCCUGGUGUGCCCGGCCUCCACCUUCAACCGCCCCGCCCGGGCCCGGGCCCGGCCAACGGAUUCCUCAGCCGCCUGGGGCUCCCACUAUGGCAGCAAAUCCACAGAGAGACUGUCUGGUGAGCCUGCAGGUGCAGAGCAAGCUGACCCCGCAGGAAGGCGGCGAGCCAGGUCUUCCUCGGUGCCUCGGGAGGUGCCCCAGCUGUCCCUGAGUUCCGGAUCCGAGCCCACCUCCCCCCAGCUGUUCUCUGAGAAGAGCCGGACCUCUGAGAACAGUGCGCAGGCAGCUCGGGAUGGAAUGAAAAGAGCGGGCGGCACCAAGAGGCCAGACAGGGUCACCUUCCGGGGCCAGUACACAGGCCAGGAGUACCACGUUCCCACCCCCAAGACUGUCCCAAGAGGCGGUGGCACAAUCUCCUGUCCCCACUGCCGACCUGCUAGGACCCAGGACUCAGGUGGUACUGUCACCAGGGACCCACUGGGACCGGUUCCCACUGAUACCCUGCGAUGUCCCCUGUGUGGUCAAGUCGGGACGCCCCCAAAGACGGAUGGCCCAGACUCAGCCACCUCUGGGACAGAAAGUGCCACCCCAAGGAGGAAUGCACACUCACGCUCAGCCUCCAGCCCCCCACGACGGAGCAAGCAGGCAGGGUCGCCGGCCCGGCCGCCCCCCGGACUGUGGUAUCUGCCUGCUGUGCCCCCAGCACCGGCCCCUCCCGCCUUUGCCUACGUCUCCUCAGUGCCCAUCGUGCCUUACCCGUCGGCCGCUGUGUACUACGCGCCUCCGGGACCUACCUCAGCUUCCUCGCCCCAGCCAGCCGCCACUGAGUGGCCCCCCUCUGCCUCCUCCCGGCCGGCGCGGGGGCACCGGCACUCCAUCCAGCUGGACCUGGAGGACCUGGAGGAGCUCAACAAGGCCCUGAAUCGAGCCGUCCAGGCUGCUGAGAGCAUCCGCUGCACCACCAAGCACAUGAGCCGCUCCCUGUCAGCCGACCUGCGCCAGGCCCGCAGCCUCAGGGGCUCCUGCCUCUUCUGAGUUCACCCUGGAGACUCAGACACAGAUGGGGGGCAGGUGGGCCAGCGGCCUGCUGCUGUCCCCCAGGGCGGGAGUCGGCUGGAGCCACUCCCGCGGGCCCCGGCGACCCCUCCCCAGAGGCCUCCUGGCCCUGGGGUGUUGGCCUGGGCAUGAAGAGAAGGAACUCUGGGGGGACCGGCCCCUGAAGGAAGUGCUGAGACCGAGGCCACCUUCUGCCCAGGGGCAGCCUCGGGGAGUCUCCUGGUCCUGCACUGCCCACCUCUGGCUAAUAAUAUGUACUUUAUAUACAGAUGGACAAUUUUUUUUUUUUUUUUUACUGUGUUUUCCUGGUCUUAGAUCCAACCUACCAGGCCAGAUGAGAAGGGAUAGGGCCAGAGUCUCUGGUGCAAACCUGUCUCCUCACCGGUGACCAGCCCCUCCAGCGUAGGCGUUUCUGGGAAGGACACAGGCUGUGCACUUUCCUCCUGGUGACUGGGGAUCAGUAGGGCACUUUGACACCAUCGAAACGUCAAGACGGCAGGCCCCCAGGAUAACAUGCACCCAGCUUCUCCGGAGAGGACUUUCCCGUGGGCCUGCUGGGAAGGGGACACCCCCAGGGAGGGCCCAGGAAGCUGUCCACCUUGGUCCCUCUCUGUACCUCAUCCCCUGAGCCCCAGCUCUGUCCCUGGGAUCCCUGUGGAACUGGGCUAGUGGCCAAGCUGCCUGCCAGGCCCUGGUCUGCGGCCGGGAGGCCAGCCCGUCUCUGGCUCCCUACCUUGUAGCAGAGUGCGUACCUCAGCUUUUCUGGAAUGUGUAUGCAUCAGUGAUAUUUGUAUAUUUGAGGCAUUUAAAAAUCUAUUUUCGUUAUGAGGGCAAAUGGAGAAGAAUGAAUAUUGAUCUUUGAAAAAAAAAAAAAAAGAAAGAAAAAAAAAACGUUCCCGAAGCUGCCCA
Prionailurus viverrinus (fishing cat) is the source of this 5567-nucleotide messenger RNA. RefSeq names its product AT-hook transcription factor (gene AKNA). The transcript is spliced from 22 exons. Gene Ontology annotation, biological process: epithelial to mesenchymal transition; neuroblast division in subventricular zone; neuroblast delamination. NCBI's taxonomy places the organism in Eukaryota, Metazoa, Chordata, Mammalia, Carnivora, Felidae. Gene Ontology annotation, cellular component: centrosome. The record is from RefSeq and is a predicted model, not a curated record. The coding region runs from base 345 to 4637 and encodes 1430 amino acids.